UAGUAUAUCUCGUGAAGAUUUUAACGUAGCGAUCGAUCGAGUUAGAGUUCAUCAGUAGUGCGGCGCACAUUUAUGUGUGCGUGUUUGUGCACGCGCGCGUGCGCGUACUGUUGUACGAGUGUGUGUGUGUGUGUAUUCAAUUACAGAAAGUCGAAAUCGUCGUUCCAUAGUCGAAAUUCGGCUCGAUCCGUUCUCCAAGCGUAUAUAUUAAGCAUGCUACAAAAUAAUACAUGGCCAUGGUGAUGUCCAUGCAGCUGCAACUGGCCGUGCAAGCUGAACGCGUAGCGGUGAACUCUGGUAUUAUCCGACGGGCUGACGGACGUACGAGCGGAUGGACGUACGGACGGAUGUACGAACGGACCCGUCGUACCAACUGGAACCAGAGGGCUUUUACUAUCCUGUCCGUUACGUCUGACGGCCCGUGCGACACGGUAGCUCGCGGGUCCAGUUCGAUGGAUCGAUAUACGUCGACAUCCGGCAGGCGCGACCGGCACGACGACAGUCGGACAAUCCGCGAGUCUAUCUCGUUGCUAAAUCACGGCCGUUAGAUCGACCGGCCGAAAUCGGCGAUCGCUCAACUUUCGGAGCGGUUCCGAUAGUCACCGGAAAAAUGCUGCAGUGAGCGUGGUAGUCGGGUGUUACCGACCAGGAGCAGACUUUACCACGUUAAGUUACCGAGUUUAAUGAAAUUCCUUAACCGGGGACGCCGGAUUUCUGCUAAUAUUUUUUUUCCAAACCUUUUUAAUUGUGUAAUUUCUUACUUUGCGCAAGUUGUUCUAAUAAGUAUGAUAGAGAUCUCCAUUAAACAAUAAUAACAUUUGCUACGAAGCAACCGAAAUAGAAUUAAAGGUAACAAUUCUCGAAUUGAUCUGGAAUUAAAAUGUAAGCGAAGGCAACAAUUUUCUCCAGCAACCUCCACAUCGCUUAACAAAUAUUAUAACUUAAGAAAAAUUACUGCGAAUGAAGAGAUUAAUAAGUUAUUGGUAUCGCGAUAUUUUUAUUAUAAAUAAAAUUACCGACCAUUAUUUUAAAUUAUUUCAUCAAUCUGUACUGAAACGCGAGAAAGCCGGCUAAACGUACACGCUCAUCCAGGAUGCAAUUAGUAUAGGUACAGGUAAGAGCGUACAGAGGGCGAGAGAGAACAGCGAGGGACGCGAAAAAAGCGCAUCGACGGGGAUACAGAUUAUACAAAUGGAAAGAUGUCUCGCUAUGAUUUUGGAUGGCCCGGUGCGAUUCCCGAGAAUCGCAAAGAUUCGGCGAUAUAUUUCGUGAUCUCCGCCUCAUUUCUUGUUACGCCUCCGUAGAACGAUUUUUUUUUUAUAAUUCUACCUAAUGUAUGUACAUUGCAUUUAUACCUGGCAUAUUUAUUAUUACUUUUGUACCUUAUGUACGUUAUACUAGCCGACCGCGAAUACUCAUCGUAGCAUAAUUGUAUUAUUU
Vollenhovia emeryi is the source of this 1440-nucleotide messenger RNA. RefSeq lists its product as uncharacterized. Bases 231 to 548 code for a protein of 105 amino acids. The transcript has 2 exons. The record is from RefSeq and is a predicted model, not a curated record. NCBI's taxonomy places the organism in Eukaryota, Metazoa, Arthropoda, Insecta, Hymenoptera, Formicidae.